Molecule: messenger RNA, 2389 nt
Organism: Oncorhynchus tshawytscha (Chinook salmon)
Lineage: Eukaryota; Metazoa; Chordata; Actinopteri; Salmoniformes; Salmonidae
Exons: 16
Coding region: 343-1956 (537 amino acids)
Source: RefSeq, a predicted model, not a curated record
UCACUUUCUGAUUACUAGAAAUCAGGAGGACGUUUCAAGAGUGAAAGUACCGACACAGAUGUGUUUACAUAAAUUAAGAUUAUAUUACUUUUGAUCUGGUAUUUGACGAACCUCUCGUCCAAAAGUGAUUGUGACUAGUUUGUUUAUUAUCUGUGUUGGUUGACGUCGUGACAGUAUUAGGCGUGUCAGUAUUUGACGUCCCACUCAGUCAACACUCAUCUAAACAGUGACUGUUUCUCUGUGGGUCUUACCUGGCAGCGUAAUAAAGGUUGAUAAACAGCAGCGGAUCAGAGCAGAGGACAGCAAAUCCUGUUUCCCUACAGCAGCAUCAGUGUGACAAGUAUGAGUCAGGCAAGGACAAUGAGUUUGGAAAAGCCAAACAGGAGCCUCUCACCAGAUGCAGCAUGUGCCCUUACAAAGUGGAGGACGGCGACAUUCUUCACCAUUCUGACUGGGAAUACUCUGCCGACUCAUGAGGAAAUCAAUCGCUGUCUCACUACAAAAGGUUUAACUGUAGUGACGUCACUAGAGGAGAGUGAUGUCAUCCUGGCUUUCUGUCCCAUUGUCUCUCGUGCUGGGACUGAUAUUGAAGCAGCACUGGAGCAGAUUCCAGCUGGUAAACCUGUCAUCCUGGUAGUGCUGCAUCACACCUUAGAUCCAGACUACACUGUACCUAACAGUAGCAGACUAGUGACCAGAGGUGAUGAAAUACUCACAGUGGACUGUCUCUUCCAUGAGAACCAGGGACUACUGGAGUGUCCUCGCAAUGAAGAAGCAAUUCUAAAGAUUCUGGACAGGACAAAAAUACAGCCAAAGAAUGAUGAGGUCUGGGAACUAAUCAGAGAAGAAGAAGCCAGUGAUGCCCCUGAGCAGGAAAACCUAGAGGCAAGGACAAUGAGUUUGGAAGAGCAAAUCAGGGGCCUCUCACCAGUUGCAGCAUCUGCCCUUGCAAGAGCUAGAAUUAAAGAGGACAUUGAUAUUCAAGAGUUAACAAGAGAUGAUCUGAACGAACUUCUGCCAGGCCUUGAGCAUUUCAAACUUAGGAAGAAGAUCAGUGAACUUCUAACCCAAUCUAAACAGGACACAGAUAAACCUAUCGAUUUCAUUCUUAACGAGAUUAGGAAAUUCCUUCUAGCUGUUGUCAUGAAGAAUGCACUUGUUCCUGAGGGAGUGUUACAUGGCUACGUCCCUAUUCUUAAAGAUUUGAAGAAGCAGCUGGCCAAAGCCGUGCACUUCAUUCAGGAACACAUUGAACUGCUUGAGAGCUACAAUAAAGAAGAGCCCAUGGAGGCUGAGGGCAAUGUUGUGUUCCCAUCAGCUGACUCUGCUACAGCAGGAAACCAGCUAUCCAAUGUUGCAGUACAUAAGCAAUCUGUUGAAGGCGCUUCAGAACGACCAGCCUUAGGUGCUGUAGACCCCAAACGACCAAGAACAGAUCUACCCACCAGUGAUAGUUCCUCAUCAGUACCUGGUAACAUCCAGGCCCCAAAAGAAAAGGAAGGAAAAGAACCUGGAAGUUGGAAUUUUUUCAGCAGAUCUGUAACAAAACAUUUGCCGGAAGUUAAAGUCUAUUCCCAAGUGUGUGGAAAAACCCUGAACGCUCACCUUGCACUCAUGAAACAAGUGGAGGAUCUGGGACUUAAACGAAAGGAGACCAGUGUAGAGGACUGCCAAGUCAUAAUGGUCUUCUGUCCUGUUGUAUCUCGUGUGGGAACUGACAUUGAGGCUGCCAUGAGCCAAGUUCCAGGUAACACAGAUGCCAUUCUAGUGGUGAUGCACCAUACCUUUGAUCGCUACUUUGUCACAGAGCAGAGAUCUGCAUCUCACUACAACAACGUAGUAGAGAAAGUUCAUGUUCUCUUCCAUGACUCUGUGGGACUUCUGCAUUGUAAAACAAAUGAUAUUGCAGUGACUCUCAUACAUAAGGCCUUACUGAAAUACAACAGCAGUCCUUAGACAUUAAGCGCCCCAUUGUGGCAACACAAAGUGUUUGAAGUCUGUAACAAGAUUACAACUCCACCAACAUUAUUUAAAAACCUACAUUUCUACAACUUCCACCCAGGGCUUUGGUGACUCAUUCUAGUUUAGAAGAAAGCUUAUCACAAUCUGUGUAGUGAGCCAAAUUAAAUAUUAUCUUGAUUCUCAAGUACAAAACUAGACUUCUCUCUGUAGAACCUCUGUUGUGAGUGAAUCUUUAAAGAUAAGAUACCUCAUAUGUAUUUGUGAAUUUCAGCUUGUUCUACUUUUAGUAUUAGAAGCACUUAUAGUUUGAGGUGUUUUCUACUGUUACAUUAUGCCUCAAUCAUGAGAAUGUGUUUAUGAAUGUUUAAUCUUAUUCUAUGAGAAUAAAUCAAGUACAAGUGUUGCAUAAAAUAUUGAAUAAUUUUAA